Messenger RNA from Purpureocillium takamizusanense, 1828 nucleotides. RefSeq lists its product as uncharacterized. The transcript has a single exon. Bases 374 to 1438 code for a protein of 354 amino acids. NCBI's taxonomy places the organism in Eukaryota, Fungi, Ascomycota, Sordariomycetes, Hypocreales, Ophiocordycipitaceae. The record is from RefSeq and is a predicted model, not a curated record.
GUCCGAAGACUGCGUUUCAGUGAUGACGUGCAUAUCUAUCUAUCUGGGCCAGUGACCGACCGGGCACCACUUGCAUUCUCUCAUCGUGCGGGUGGCUUCCCCUAGCUGUGUCAGUCAGUGAGCCCCUCCUAUACAUACUUGCCUGGCCCCUCGUCUUGUCAUCUAUCUGGUAUCGCGUGUGGUUUCAGGACCCUCCUCCGAACGUCGGGUCGAAGCAAUGAGCAGGAGACUGUCGCCGGCCAAGAUAUCCCGCGUGCCCCGUCUGUAGUCGAGUAUCGCAACGGGUCAACUCGGCGUUGUGCAGCAAUUCGCUUCGUUGUCUCGCCCGUCUUCUUGAGCAUUUGAUCCAGUUGGGGCCUGAUAGCCAACAGACAUGGUGCCCAUUGAACGGACGAGGGCACCUCGUCGUCAACCCUCGGACAACUAUGUUCGAUCAAGCAACGACAAGUCAUUACCGCCGCCGCCUCCUAGCGUGGCUGACAUGACAACCGUCCUCAUCGGUCCAAAGCAGCAGAGCUUCAAGGUGAAUCGCAAGCUCCUCUGCGCCGUGUCGCCCUUCUUCCUCGAGCGGCUCGAGGAUCCCGUGGCGCCCAAGCCCAUCUGCUUGUGGCUCCCGGGGGAAUCAGCCACCAUGUUUGCGCUUUUCGUCGAAUGGGUACACUCGCCGACGACGUUUCGGAGCUGGCUUGAUCACUCAGUGAGCACAGCUCACGAGACGAGCCAGCGAGCAUCGCAAGACAUACACUGGGCCAUCAUCCGCUUGCAUCUCUUUGCCGCGCACCUCGAUCUCUUUAAGCUGCAGGACCUCGCCAUGGACGCCCUGCAGGACCUCUACCUCAAAUACGACUGGGACGUUCCGCCAAGGCUGGUUCUCUACCUUUACACCCAGUGCGAGGCAAUCCAGGCCGUCCGAAUACGACGGUGGGCCGUGGCGAUGGUGGCCUUCUCCCUCACCGUCGGCCCCAAUCAGCUGCUCAAAUUCCAUCCUCAAGACGCCACGACCUCGGACCCGGCCCGGUUCCGACUCCUCUUCGACACGCUACACGAGUUUGCGGCCGACUACUCCAUGCACAUGCACAACAUGAAGGCCGCCGGGUUGGACGUGCGCUUCAAGAACCCGCAACUGCGCAUCUCGGCCAACAAGCUGCGCAACGACCAGCGCCUCUUCGGCUUCAGGGAAUGCUCCUUCCACUCGCACAGGGCUGCUGUUGGGGAGAAGCGCUGCCCGCACGUCGCCCCCAGGGUCCGGAGCCGGCAUACAUCGGAGCUUGGCGCCGCCGCCGCCAUGAUGGACCACCACUACCAGGUCGUCGAUCGGCGAAGAGACGUUCACGCCGAUGCGGUUCCGCGGCCGCUAUUUUCUAGCCAUGGCGAGAAUGACGGCCAGAGGCCCGCAAAACCCAUGCGGACCACGGCCGCGAGCUCGCCUAGAGAUUGAUGACGGGCUCAGCCAGCAACAACAGAAACCUGGUGCGCACGCUCUCUGCAGACAGACUGACGCUUGCCUGGACCUGCGCAUGAGGGCAGCAGACGACCAGCAAGUAUCUCACACGUGACGUGCAAUGAGCCGGCGGGUGGUUGGUAGUUCAAACAGUUUCGACGGCAGGGCACUCCUGCAUGGUAUUCCUGCGUAGUAAGGAUAGUACUCGGCAUGAUGAUGAUAUCCAAGCCACGGGUCGGCGGUAUCCAUCCGUGGCUAUGAAUGAACGAUGACGCUUUGCACCAUUCUUUUCUUCCCUCCUUCUACUUUGUCUCUGUUUCGACAAAGCCCCAUCUAAUGUACAUACUACGACGCCAGAUCAGGGGUCGGGGAAAAAAUAGCAACAAC